Molecule: messenger RNA, 1899 nt
Organism: Salarias fasciatus (jewelled blenny)
Lineage: Eukaryota; Metazoa; Chordata; Actinopteri; Blenniiformes; Blenniidae
Product: myosin phosphatase Rho-interacting protein-like
Exons: 10
Coding region: 1-1821 (606 amino acids)
Cellular component (GO): actin cytoskeleton
Molecular function (GO): actin filament binding
Source: RefSeq, a predicted model, not a curated record
AUGGUCACUGCAGGGUACGACCCAGAAAGGUUCAUGUCCGUCAUCCAGUCACUUGAAACCAAGCUCUACGUCACUGAAGAGAAACUAAGGGACAUUACACAAAGACUAGAGGAGCACCAGAGUCACACCGGCUGCCAGGACCCGCACCUGUGCUCCCAGCUCACCCAGAGCCGGGCGACCGCUCAGCACCUCGGUCUGCUGCUGCACAGCCAGGCCAAGCAGAGCCAGCGCUUCGCCCAGGAGACGGAGGCCUGCUGCAGGAUGCUGGCAGGCAGGUUCCAGGUGGCUCUGAACAUCGUGCAAGCCUGCAGAGAGAGGCUUCAAGCUACUCCGAAUUAUCCCUUAGACCUGGAGAGGCAGCUAGCCAGUGUGGCUGCCUGCCUCAGUACUGAUGAGAGUGUCGAAUGUGCCUCUGCGGCCCGCUUAAAUGUCAUUCAGGAGCAGGUGAAGGCCAUUUAUUUGUCAGACCGACUGUAUGUGGAUCUGGAAAAAGAGCUGCAGCAAGUCGAGGUGUUACAGACUAAACUGCAGGCUCUGAGUCAGGAGAAGGAGGUGAACUUACUGGACGAACACGAGGCGUUGAAUGACGCCUUGUGCCAGCUACAGGAGGACAACAGCGUGCUGAGAGAGGGGCUUGAGCGGGCCGAGCAGCAGAUAUUAUCUGUGGAGACGGGAAAGCAGAGGCUGAUGGAGGAUAUCAAGAAAAUUAGGAAUCAUCAUGAAGAGCAAAUGCAAAAACUGGAAGCCAAGUUUCAAGAGAAACUGAAGGAACUGCAGCAAAUUCAUGAAGAGGAGAUGAAAAACUUGCAUGAUUAUUACACCAAGUCCAAAGAAAAACCGGCUAAAUCCUGCACUGAGACCCCACCUUCGACUCCACCAAACCAACCAGAGGGGAGGAGAAGAACAAACGAGGACAAUGAGAUCCAAAUGAUGGGAGGUGAUCCAGAGGCCAUGAGAGCAGCUUACCAUAAAGAUCUGGAAAAACUUAAGGAAUCGUGUGAUCAGGAGGUCAGUGCGAUGGAAGAGAUGCACAGGAAACAGAUUGGAGACCUUCAUGAGCAACACCAGCAGGAGAUGGCCGAACUUCUGAAGCAGAAAGACCAACUCCUGCAGGAAGAGACAGCUGCUACCAUGGCAGCCAUUGUAGCGAUGAGGAGGGCCCAUAAACACGAGCUGGAGAAGAGCAGACGGGCUCAGCGGAUCAGGGAGAGCGCAGACAUCACACAGCUCUGCGCUGAAUACGAGGGGGAGAUCCAGUUGUUGCAGAAGGAGCUCCAGACGCUGUCGGCUCAGCACACUGAGAAAUGCCUGGAAAACUCUCAGCUGAGCCAGGAGCUGCAGCAGGAGAGGAAAUCAAGAGAGGCUGAUGACUUGUCCCAGCCGCAGUUUUCGCUGAAUGGGAAGCAAAUGCAUGUUGUUCCUCAAGCGAAUGACUUUUAUGAGAUGGAGGUGAUUUUGCGGGCGAGGGAGGCAGAAAUGCAGUUCCUCAGACACGAAGCUCAGUCACUCAGAGAAGAGCUGAAGAUUGCCCGAAUGGAUAAGAUCUACGCUCAGAAUAAGCUGAAAGCCCUCUGUACCAACAACCAGGAGGAGCCUCAUCAGCAGGUCAGCAGCCGUGGUGAAGAGUCAGCGGCUUGGUCUCCAGGCAAAGAGCCUGCAGGACCGACUCCUGAAAAACCUGUGUCAAACACAGCCAAUGGUGCUUUUCCAAAGAAAUCUGGGAAAUCAUCUCUCAUGCGCCAAAUAAAAGGAGUUCGAUCAAGGAGUUUAAAAGAUGGUCUUUCUGUUCAGGAAAAGAUGAAGCUGUUUGAUUCUUUCUGAUCUGAAUCUGAGCUUUUCUCAGCUCCAGAGGGAAACAGCAGGGCGGACUCAAGCUUUAUGUUUCUUUUUCUAUUGUAA